This is a messenger RNA of Capronia coronata CBS 617.96, 1290 nucleotides long. Its product is annotated as GTP cyclohydrolase II. Bases 1 to 1290 code for a protein of 429 amino acids. NCBI's taxonomy places the organism in Eukaryota, Fungi, Ascomycota, Eurotiomycetes, Chaetothyriales, Herpotrichiellaceae. Gene Ontology annotation, molecular function: GTP cyclohydrolase II activity. The transcript has a single exon. Gene Ontology annotation, biological process: riboflavin biosynthetic process. The record is from RefSeq and is a predicted model, not a curated record.
AUGGCUCGCCCCGGCGAAGAACUGCCCUCUCACGCCUCUCCCAUGAUUUCUCCGCUUCCACGGUCUGCGGCGCCAUAUCUGAGCAACUGGUCAGACCUCAAUGACGAGUCGCCUUCUACGCCGGGGCUCCCGAACAACCUGAUCUCACCUGCUUUUACCCCUCCAGCCACCCCCGGAGCAGCGACUCCUUCACGCCAUCUCAAUGCCGAACCGAAGUCCAUUCCCGUCGACACCUCCCUCGACGACCCUGCCACGAAACAACCCCAUCUCCUCGAAAAGCUACCGCACGUAGAAUGCGUCGUGCGUGCGCGGAUCCCAACCACCUCUGGCGCAGAGAUGUUUUUACACUUAUAUCAAAAUGAUUCCGACAACAAGGAACACUUGGCCAUCGUCUUCGGCAACAGCAUCCGCAGUCGAAGCCUCGACGCCGAGCGCCCCGGUGAAACCGAGAUGGACCGCAUGAUCCGAGGCGCAUACAUUGGCAGAUUGCGACCGGGUCGCAUGAGUUCGAGGUUUGACCCGGAUCAGAACAAGAGGCCCCUGAGCCGACGAGCCCGAAGCGGAUCCGCAUUGAAAAACGUCACAACAGUUUCGGAGGAAGAGGCGGUAGUAGACGGUACGACAGUGACAGCGUCACCUGUCCAGUCUCCAGCUACCACGCAAGAUGAACAAACCUCUGAACAGCCCCAAGACAACGGUGCGGGACUCGAAACACUACCCGAAGAGAUGCAGUCGGACUCGAACGGAAAACCACCACUCGUCCGGAUCCAUUCAGAAUGCUAUACAGGCGAAACUGCCUGGUCCGCCCGUUGUGACUGUGGCGAGCAACUCGACGAAGCAGCACGGCUUAUGUCCUUACCCGACUCUGCCGGCGGCGUCAUUGUUUAUCUGCGACAAGAAGGGCGAGGUAUCGGUCUGGCUUCGAAGCUGAAGGCCUACAAUCUUCAAGAUCUGGGCAAUGAUACAGUAGAGGCGAAUCUCCUCCUUCGACACCCCGCCGAUGCCCGAACCUACGGUCUCGCUACGGCCAUUCUGCAGGACCUUGGGCUCGGGACCGAUAGCGAUGAAAACAAACCGGAGGCCGAAAGGGGUAUCAGACUCCUAACCAACAACCCAGACAAAGUCAGGGCCGUCGAAGGUCCUAACAAGGAGGUGCGGGUCCGAGAACGGGUUCCCAUGAUCCCGCUUGCCUGGCGAACAGGAGGUGCCAAAGGCGUCAGGGGCGCCGAAAUCGAAAAGUAUCUCGAAACAAAAAUCGGUCGGAUGGGACAUAUGAUUCGCGAUGACUAG